CCCUCUGCAUUUGCAUCAGUGGAGGAGCCGAGAGCGGUGGCGCACGGAGAGAGACGGGAAACAAGUUGAAUUAAACCAAUAAGGACUUUUAUUUUUUUUAUCCUGUUGAAUUUUUUUUAUCCCACCCCCCUCACUGAAGAAUUUUCAACACUGUUCCUCCACACGCUGGUCGUAUUGCAGUUUGGACCGCGCGUGAAUGAGAGCUAAACAGCCAGGGAGACCCUGAGAGAUCCGCGGUGAAGGGACCGUCUGUACGCGGAGAGGGGAGAGCGUCUCCGGGUGUCGGCAGUGCGCCUUUGCGCGGUUUGGACUGGACUGCGGUGCGAUUCUUCCACGGCGUGUAGCCCAGGGAGGAGUUUUUUUUUUUUCUUUUAUCGUGGGGGGAGGAUACGUUGGCUUGCUUUUUUGGGAGCUCGGAAGAAGAUUUGGUGUCAUUUUAAUAGGAUUUGGGGGAAGCCUAUCGGAUCGUACACUCCGCUCCACUCGUGUUGAAAGUGGAGUGGGGAGGGUUGGAUGCCUGCAGGUUUGCGAGUCCCGAAGAAGCAGCCAAGGAUUACAUCCUGCCCGGGCACCUUCUGACGGACCAAGGACGCAAAAGACCGGGUUGGAGUGGCUGAUUCUUCGCCCGCCUUGCGCUUUGGCUUGUUUUGGAGAGGAUAUGGCAAGGUCGGCGCUGGAGAGUGGAGAGCAGACGGCGCAGGCGAGAGGAAACCGGAGCUGAAUGACAGGAUGCCAGCGACCUGAGCCCACACUCAGAUCACUCCUAACUUCGUUAAGAGACACUUCAGCUUUAUUUGUUGGUCAGAGCAGAGAGAAGAAUACUUUCCCGGGAGGAAAAAAAAUCUUUUGGAGGAGUUUAUUUUCAGAGGAUUCUGUUUUUGUUUUGUUUGGUUUUUUUUUUUUAUAUCUAUAUACUCGUAAUUUUAUUUUUUUUUCUGGUGAUAAAACAAGGAUGCAUUGUGGAUUAGUCUUUAUCCUGUUCAUGGGAAUCCUCUCGGUGGCCAAGGCUUUCAAAAACGAUAAAUGCGGGGGCAACAUCAGAAUCUCAACCGCCAACUACCUCACUUCGCCCGGAUACCCCGCGUCUUAUCCCCCUUCUCAGAGAUGCGUGUGGGUGAUCUCGGCGCCUGGUCCUCACCAGCGGAUCCUCAUCAACUUCAAUCCGCAUUUUGAUCUGGAGGACCGGGAGUGCAAAUAUGACUAUGUGGAGGUACGGGAUGGCACCGAUGAGAGCGGUCAGUUGGUGGGGAAGUACUGUGGAAAGAUUGCCCCUUCUCCAGUCGUCUCUUCCGGAAACCAGCUUUUCAUCAAAUUUGUGUCCGACUACGAGACCCACGGAGCAGGCUUCUCUAUCCGAUACGAGAUCUUUAAGACAGGUCCGGAAUGCUCCAGGAACUUCACCUCUAACAGUGGCAUCAUUAAGUCACCUGGGUUCCCUGAGAAAUACCCCAACAACCUGGACUGCACUUUCAUGAUCUUUGCCCCGAAAAUGUCGGAAAUCAUCUUGGAGUUCGAGAGCUUUGAGCUGGAGCCCGACCCAACGCCCCCUACUGGUGUCUUCUGCCGCUAUGACCGGCUGGAGAUCUGGGAUGGGUUCCCUGGAGUUGGCCCACACGUCGGAAGGUACUGCGGGCAGAACACCCCAGGCAGGAUCAUCUCUUACACAGGCAUCCUGGCCCUGACAAUCAACACCGACAGCGCCAUCGCAAAGGAAGGCUUCUCUGCCAACUUCACCGUCAUCGAAAGAACCGUUCCAGAGGACUUUGACUGUAGCGACCCUUUGGGAAUGGAAUCGGGAGAGAUAACGUCAGAUCAGAUCAUGGUUUCAUCCCAGUACAAUCCUAGCUGGUCCCCAGAGCGCUCCAGACUCAACUACUAUGAAAAUGCAUGGACACCAGCAGAGGAUUCCAACAAAGAGUGGAUACAGGUGGACCUUGGGUUCCUGCGGUUCGUCUCGGCCAUCGGCACCCAGGGCGCCAUUUCCCAGGAGACCCAGAGGGUUUACUUUGUCAAGUCCUACAAAGUGGAUGUCAGCUCUAAUGGAGAGGACUGGAUCACUUUGAAAGAAGGCUCCAAACAGAAGGUUUUCCAAGGCAACACCAACCCAACUGACGUUGCCAAGACGAAGCUUCCCAAGCCCACGCUGACGCGAUUCGUUCGGAUACGUCCGGUUACCUGGGAAACAGGCAUCGCACUGCGCUUCGAGGUGUACGGCUGUAAGAUAUCAGAGUACCCGUGUUCAGGCAUGUUGGGCAUGGUAUCAGGCUUAAUCAAUGACAACCAGAUCACCGCGUCCUCCCAUACAGACCGGAGCUGGGUACCAGAGAAUGCCCGCUUGCUAACAAGUAGGACAGGAUGGACCCUGCUGCCCCAGCCACAGCCCUUCACUAAUGAAUGGCUACAGGUGGAUCUCGGCGAGGAGAAGCUAGUGAGGGGCUUGAUCAUCCAGGGGGGGAAGCACCGUGAAAACAAGGUGUUCAUGAAGAAGUUCCGCCUGGGCUACAGCAACAAUGGCUCGGACUGGAGGAUGGUGCUCGACACCAGUGGAAACAGGCCGAAGAUAUUUGAAGGCAACAGCAAUUAUGACACUCCUGAACUGAGGACCGUGGAGCCUCUGCUGACCCGUUUUGUCAGGAUUUACCCAGAGAGGGCCACUCCUGCUGGGAUGGGCCUGCGGCUGGAGCUGUUGGGCUGCGAGAUUGAAGCUCCUACACUCCCACCAACCACCGCAAUCCCGAGCACCACCCCGUCUGACGAGUGCGACGACGACCAGGCGAGCUGCCACAGUGGCACAGGUGAUGACUACGAUGUGACAGGUGGUAACAUGAUGCCAGAGAGCACUACUGCUGAAAUGGAUACCAUCCCAGCUUUUCUCUGGUUCGCCUGCGACUUUGGCCGAGCCAACGAUCCUUCCUUCUGCAGCUGGACAUCGGAGGACACGGGAUCUAGGUGGCAGAUCCAGUCCAGCGGCACGCCUACCCUCAACAUCGGACCUAACAUGGACCACACAGGUGAACCGGGGAAUUUCAUCUACACCUUAGCAACCAGCCCCCAAGAGACAGAGGUGGCUCGACUCGUCAGCCCCGUGGUCAGCUCCCCGGACUCGGACCUCUGUGUGUCAUUCUGGUACCACAUGUUUGGGCCACACAUCGGCACACUACACAUCAAGCAGCGCAAGCAAACGGAGAAGGGACCUGCGGACGUCCUCCUGUGGACGGUCAGUGGCCACCAAGGCAACCGCUGGAGGGAAGGUCGUGUUCUCGUGCCACGCACCAACAAACCCUAUCAGGUGGUGAUCGAAAGUCUUGUGGAGAGAAAGAGCUGGGGAGACAUUGCUGUGGAUGACAUUAAGGUUCUCGAUGGGAUCACACUGCCAGACUGUAAAGAUCCAGACGUGCCCACCGAGCCAAUAUUACCGGAGGAUAUUAAUGAAAUCAUUCCGGAAAACACAGACUAUCCAGACUCUGUGGAGACCAACCAGAUCCCUGAAGGCAGCAUGCUAAAGACGCUUGACCCCAUCCUGAUCACCAUCAUCGCCAUGUCUGCCCUCGGGGUCUUCCUAGGGGCCAUCUGCGGCGUGGUCUUAUACUGUGCCUGCUCACACGGAGGCAUGUCGGACAGGAACUUGUCAGCUCUGGAGAACUAUAACUUUGAGCUUGUGGACGGCGUCAAGCUAAAGAAAGACAAACUCAACGUACAGAGCUCAUACUCGGAGGCGUGAGUCGGGUUCAUGUGACUGUGUGCGAUGGGCCGGGCUCUCGCGCGAGACUGUCUGCAGGCAUAUAAUCCCGCCUGUCUGCGAGCAGACGGGCUUAGAAGGGACUGCUGAUGCCCUCGAAUCUCUGGACGAGGGACAGGUCCAGGAACCAACAGGAGGUCUGGACUGAUCCAUGCUUUUCUCAGGAGCUGCAGUUAAAAAAAAACAAAAAACGGAGCCUACCAGUAAAGGGGGAGGGACACUGUGUACAAAUAAAAUACAGGAAAAAAAUAUGUACAGAUGAUUCAGAUGAUAUUUUAAUUUUCUAUUUUGAUUUUCAUUCAUUUUUACAAUCGGAUGCUGGUGUUGAGACCAAUUUAUUAAUGAUGUUUAAAGUAUUUAUCGUUUUCUGGAAAAAAAAGAAACGUCUUUUUAUUAUUACUAUCAGUUGGUAACGGCUGUUUUCACCUUUUAGAAAGAGACGUAUCGACAUCCUAAGUGAACCAUAUCCGGUAAAAACUGUAGAUUCGCCCCAUGGCGUGGCAAACAUAGUGUGCCGUGAGACAUGUACCCUUUCCCCCCCUUUGACCCCUAUCACUCUGAAGUGAGGGUCCCAUUCAUGGCAAUGUAUGGUUCUGACAGUGCCUUUAAUAUGUUUUUGUUGGAAUCCUCUGUUGAUAUCGGUGUUUUUUACUGUACUUGGCUUAAGCUAUAAUGACAGGAAACAGGGGCACAUGACCUUAGAAAUACCUGCAAAACAGGACAAGAGUUUAUCACAGUUUUUUUUGUUGUUGUUGUUGUAUUUGUUUUUUUGUUUGUUUUCUGUCCAAAACAAAAAAAACACACACUGUAAAUAAGUUUUAAUAUAUUUUAUUGCCCUUUUUUUUAAGAAAGUAAAAAGGAAAAGAAAAAAAAGCUGCAGUAUCCCUUUUGUCAUGGGUUUGUGCGUGUGCGUGUGUGUAAAUACAAUCUCCUGGACUGUUUCGUGGAAGGUGCAGCGUUUCAUUUUUAGUCGCUCAGGCGAGCACGAUUCGCCCGAUCGCUGACGCUCCAGCGAUUUCAAUGUGCAUUCAAGCCAUCUGUCACCGAAACAUCCACUUCUCAAAAAGAGCCCCAAGGAUGAAUGAAUCGAGAGGUAGCAAACGCACAAAAACAAAACAAAAAAAAGAGAGAUGAACUCUCAGCACUCUUCUUCUUCUGAUCACUCAUGACCACGCCAUAUCUCUGCUGUGAGCUGAACUGGUCGAUGUGAUGUUUUCCAGAACUUUAAACGCACUCGUGACAAUUUCAGAGAAGGUGGUAAAAUAUAUCAAAUAUUUGGCAAAAACAAACAAACAAACAAAAAACACCAAUCCUCGUUGCUUUUGCUUUAUCUAAAUCCCUGACUGUCUUGUCACUGUGGAUUGUUCACCCAGGCAGUGCUAUCUGGACAAUGCAGCUUGAAUGCACUUUGUUUUGCGAGCCCCUCAUGGUAGAAACCUGUAAAAAGAGGGGUUAACACACUAACUGACGAAUGGUGCUAUCAGUAAUUUAGCCAGACACGUGUGUCUCAUGAUGAAAAAAACAUUUUUUAAAUAAAAAAGCCCAGUUUGUAUUGUCCACAUGCUGUAGUGUAGCUCAAGCGCCCCGACCUCCUCCUCUUGGGGGGGCUGUGAAGAGUUUUUAACGUGUUUCACGUGUAGCAGCCAUAAUGUUGUGAUGUCAGAGCUGAUGUCAAAAGGACAGGACACUGGUACAGCGGGUUGGAGUGGGGGUGAGGUGGGGUUGGGGGUGGGGGUGGGAAUCGAGCAUCGUCACCUGAAUCAGACCCCCAGGCCUCCCUCCGUGGUUUUACCAAAGGAUGGUUGCCCCCUUGUACAUACGGUGGAGGGCUGGAGGGGGAGGAGGGGUUCCUCGCCAACACAAAAUACCAUGAGACCACAGUCCCCCUCCUCCGCACCCUUCCCCAUGAAAAAAUCAAAAAAAGGGGGAGCCUAUGGCAGGAAACUUACAGAGAACAGCAAUGUGUUUGUUUUUUCUAUCUCUUUUUAAGCUUAAAAGAAGUGAAACGUCACCCAGGUGUGAACUCUUCAAUCCCAGGGUGGUGGUGCCCACCCCCACGAGGCCCCUGGGGCCCCUGAACUCAGUGCGGGGUUUUUGUGCCACAGUCAAAACAAUCAAAGAAAAAGUCAAUCCUGGGAGGCGUGGAGUCUUUUUACAUGGAUGUGCUUUGUAUGUUGUGCCGUGGUGAACACACGUUCUCAGCUUGUUCAUUUUAUUUUUCAGGACCGGGCGACCCUCUCUCCCCUCAGCUUUUACACCGCCCCCUGCCCCUCCCCCACCUGUGCUUUCAGCUGUAGAGCACUGUAGCUGCAGCAGCUAAGGAGAAAAGAUACUGUAGCGCGGACUCAAAAGAAAUAAUGUUGCACUGACAAAUAUAUUUAAGAGGUUUAUGUGUUUCUAGCAUACAUUUGCAAAAAAAAAAAAAAAAAGAAACUGAAGAAAAUCAAAAACCCUGUUUUCUUUUUCUGUUCUUUUUAUAUAUACAUGCAUAUAUAUAUAUAGUUUCAGAUUAUGACAUAAUUCUGAAAUGUAAAAAUACUGAGAUGUUUUCAUUAUUGAAAAAGGCAGAAGAGAUUUUUUUUCCUCCCAGCAGUAAUGUCCCUCCCCCGUACAUUUACAUGGCAUAUUAACACUUUGUUUUGUACUGUCAUUCAGAAUUUUGUGCAGAUUUUCUUUCUUUCUUUUUUUUUACAAUAACAAGAAAUUAAGAUUUUUAUUUUCAAUACUGCUUCUGUAAAUUACUGUUGUGAAGGGCGGGAGGGGAAAGGAAUAAACAGCAAAGGCCUUAAAAAAUUGAAAAGGGAAUUUGUGAGUUGUAAUUCAGGCUUUGAAAUGUUUUUUUUUCUUUUCUUUUCUGUUUCUGCUCUAAUCUAAACCACGGCCCUGCUGUGAAGGGUUAAACCAGCAGCUUCAUAAGCAAGCAGCUCUUUGAAACAGCAUAUUUUUUGUUGUUGUUGUUUUUGCUUGAGAUGUGAAAGCACUAUCAAGGCAACACAGUGAUGUUAAAAGAGAACUUUUUUUGUCUGGUCUCUGUCUCAUUGCCACCGCUUUCCAAAGAUACAAUAAAAAAAAGCGUCUCCACAUGAAGGAGGAUGAACUUU
Molecule: messenger RNA, 6840 nt
Organism: Oreochromis niloticus (Nile tilapia)
Lineage: Eukaryota; Metazoa; Chordata; Actinopteri; Cichliformes; Cichlidae
Gene: nrp1a
Product: neuropilin 1a
Exons: 18
Coding region: 722-3721 (999 amino acids)
Biological process (GO): sprouting angiogenesis; vascular endothelial growth factor signaling pathway; neural crest cell migration
Cellular component (GO): axon; plasma membrane; focal adhesion
Molecular function (GO): vascular endothelial growth factor receptor activity; semaphorin receptor activity; vascular endothelial growth factor binding
Source: RefSeq, a predicted model, not a curated record